AUUAUUGUCUCUCUAAUCCGUUUUCUUAGUAUUCUGUAACUCAGCCACUAGGAUUUUCUUCGUGAUUAGCUUCUGGUGAUACCCUAUCAAAAUCUGACUGCGGACAUCGCUGCUAUUCGCAUACGGGUCAAUUGAAAUUGGGUCGUUCGUCUUGCCGCUUACUCCAUCAUCAACCAGCGCCGAUUCACAUCAUGGCUGAACCAGAGGACGUUGAGGAGGAUCUUUUCGCCGAUCUGUACGAUGCAGAUGAGACAGGAAAUCAAGCAGCUUCAACUGGUGGAGCUCCGGCGGCUUCCAACUCCGCACCGUCAGAUGCGCCUGCACAACCUUCAGCCACUUCCGCCAUUCAAUCAGUUGAAGGCGUUGGCAAUGAGUCCGAAACCACGCAUGGCACCUACCAAACCCCUACAUAUGAAGGAGGCUAUCAAAAUGGAUCUGGCCCCGACUCCGGAUAUAACAACCAAACUACUGGUCCAGUCGGAGAGCCGGAGCCGCAGGGAACAGGCAUCAAGGAAGACGGAAAAAUGUUUAUUGGAGGGUUAAACUGGGAGACAACAGAUCAAUCUCUAAAGGAGUACUUCUCGCAGUUCGGAGAAGUACAGGAAUGUACCGUCAUGCGUGACAGUGCUACUGGUCGGUCUAGAGGAUUCGGAUUUUUGACUUUCAAAGACCCCAAGACUGUGAAUACUGUUAUGGUCAAAGAGCACUACCUUGACGGAAAGAUUAUUGACCCGAAGCGCGCUAUUCCACGUGAUGAGCAGGAGAAGACAAGUAAGAUCUUCGUUGGUGGCGUCAGUCAAGAGGCUACCGAGCAGGAUUUCAAACAAUUCUUUAUGCAAUUUGGUCGUGUGAUUGAUGCGACUUUGAUGAUUGACAAGGAUACCGGGCGCCCUCGUGGGUUUGGCUUUGUGACAUUUGAUAGUGAAGCCGCCGUCGAAGCAGCUCUUUCGCGCCCUCUCGAGAUUCUUGGUAAAACUAUCGAGGUAAAGAAAGCUCAGCCAAGGGGUAACCUACGCGACGACGGAGAUCGUGGGCGUCGCGGUAGAGACUUUAGGGAUGGCAGUCAAGGUGGCUCAGAUGGUUCCCAGCAGCAAGCAGGGGCCCAGGGGCAAGGUGUCAUGCCCGGCGGGCUCACUCCUCAAAUGAUGGCGCAGUAUUGGCAACGCAUGCAGCAGUACUUUGCUUUGAUGCAACAGCAAAUGGCAGUAGCCGCCACACAGGGCCAAGGAAUGGGCGCUAUGGGAAUGGCUGGAAUGAAUCCUGCUCUUAUGCAGCAAAUGCAGAUGAAGCAACUACAACAGAUGCAAAUGGGAAAUAAUCAGCAGUCGCCGAGCAUGAGUCCUCCUGCUCAGAGCCCGACCCCGCAGUCAAUGCAGAAUAUGAUGAACCCUGCCAUGAUGCAGCAGAUGCAACAGCAAAUGCCAAAUCAAGGACAAGCAAAUAACAUGGGGGGGCAAAUGGGAAUGGGUGGAAAUGGCAGUGGAAACAUGAACAUGGGGAGUAACUAUGCUGGAGGAGGCAGAGGGGGUCCCGGUUACAAUGCUCACGAACAAAUUGCAUUUGAGCAACAGAAAUAUGAGCAACAGCAAGCUCGCAGAGCAAUGGAAAACCGGGCCUUCUCACCCUAUCAGCAAGGUGGUCCGACAUCAUGGGAAGGCAUGUACGAUGAGGUGCCCCAGCCAAAUAUUCCCACAGGUCCCCAGGCCAUGAAUCGAUCCAGUAGUGUGGGACGUGGUCAAACACCGCAGCCGCAAGGCGCUGCACCUGCAAACGCGCCGACAGGACCUAAGAAUGCUGGGAAGCCUGGCGCAAAUUACCGUGGUGGAGGACGUGGCGGCCACCGAGGCUUUCAUCCCUAUGCGCGAGGAUAG
Messenger RNA from Aspergillus nidulans FGSC A4, 1871 nucleotides. RefSeq names its product heterogeneous nuclear ribonucleoprotein HRP1. The transcript has 6 exons. NCBI's taxonomy places the organism in Eukaryota, Fungi, Ascomycota, Eurotiomycetes, Eurotiales, Aspergillaceae. Bases 192 to 1871 code for a protein of 559 amino acids. The record is from RefSeq and is a predicted model, not a curated record. Gene Ontology annotation, molecular function: RNA binding; nucleic acid binding.